Schistocerca americana (American grasshopper) is the source of this 624-nucleotide messenger RNA. Its product is annotated as calsequestrin-2-like. The record is from RefSeq and is a predicted model, not a curated record. Lineage: Eukaryota; Metazoa; Arthropoda; Insecta; Orthoptera; Acrididae. The transcript is spliced from 2 exons. The coding region runs from base 9 to 236 and encodes 75 amino acids.
AUAUUUGCAUGACGAAGUUGCUGCAGUUGGUGAAAGAAGGUUUUGAAACGAUAAGUCAAGAUGACUGGAGUGCAUACUGCCUCCAUGUGGAGAAACUUGAAAGAGAAUAUUGGGUUAAGGAUGGGGUUAUGGAAGACAUAAUAGACGCUAUAGUUAUUAAUUUAGAAAGUGAUGACGACGAGGACGACGACGACGACGACAGUAAUGAUAGUGACAAUGUUGAUGAUGACCUCUAAAAUACGAUGUAUGUAAACAGGCAAUGAAUAUUUUUUUGAAAAAUAUGUUGUGUGUUCUUUCAAGCCUGACUCUGCUCAUACACUAUGAAAUUUCUUUUGGUAGAAAUGUAGUACAUGGUAGUAAAAGAUUUUCCAAGAUAAAUACAGUCAAAUGUUGUCCAAAGCAAUAAAUACCAUUAUCACUUGUUGUACAAAACCAGGAAUAACUUGAGAGCUUCAUGGUAAAAUCAAUUAACGUUUCGCUAGCAGAACGUGAUUCAAUCACGUAAUACAUUUAAUGCCUAGAGAACAGCAGCAUUUGAAUAUACUCUGUCACUAAAACUCUAUCUCGGUUACUAUUCACAUGAUUCUAAGGAAUAUUGCUUAAAACAUGUGUGCAAUAGCUAAU